This is a messenger RNA of Saccoglossus kowalevskii, 11261 nucleotides long. RefSeq names its product dynein axonemal heavy chain 2-like. Lineage: Eukaryota; Metazoa; Hemichordata; Enteropneusta; Harrimaniidae. Gene Ontology annotation, biological process: microtubule-based movement. Gene Ontology annotation, cellular component: dynein complex. The record is from RefSeq and is a predicted model, not a curated record. Gene Ontology annotation, molecular function: ATP hydrolysis activity; dynein intermediate chain binding; ATP binding.
ACAUGUGGAAAGUUGAACAUGAUUUAUCUAUUGACAAAUUCCUGCUUCAAGAAAACGGAACUAGUCGGUUGCUAGUAAUCUAUAUUGAUCCAUUUAAUGGACUUAUUGUUGAUACCAAUAUACCGGUACAACAAGUAGAAGAACUGUGUUAUUUUAUUAAAAUUGAUUCUGAAAUUAUCACGCCAGACAAUUUUCAGCAUUGUAUACAGUAUGGUACUGUACAUACUGGUUAUAUUGAGAGUUUACUAAGACUCAUGCAUGGUAUUUACACACCAAUAUUUAUUGAAAACAAGUCAUGGCCUGACAGUAUUAAGAAUGAUUUUUCUGCACAGUUACAUCGGUUUAUGGCUAGCUUAACAGAUACACAUUAUAAGAUGAAGGGACACACUGUCUUGUACAUUCCAAAUGAAGGUUUGAAUAUUCCUCCUGAAAGAGCUGCUAAAGAUAAAGAACUUGUACAAAGACUUGAAACUGCUAUGGUUCACUGGACAAGACAAAUUAAAGAAGUAUUAGCCAACCAAGAUGCUUUUGAAACAGCUGAAAACUCCGGACCAUUGGAAGAGAUUGAAUUCUGGAGGUCAAGGUGUGAAGAUUUAUCUGGUAUCAGUUCACAGUUAGAAAAGGAAGGAAUCAAGAAAAUUGAGAAUAUUCUUGAAGCUGCCAAGUCUUCUUAUGUGAAAUCCUUUAAAAAGCUGGCUAAGCAAAUUCAGGAUGGUUCAGCUCAGGCACAAAGUAAUUUGAAGUUCUUAUCUGUGUUAAAAGAGCCAUGUGAAGAACUGUCACAUGCCAGCCCAAAAGAUAUCCCAGCCAUGCUUCCCAAACUAAUCAACAGUGUCAGAUUUAUCUGGGUCAAUUCUGAACAUUAUAAAAGUAGAGAGCGACUUACUGGUCUUUUUAGAAAGGUUUGUGAGUGUCAAACACACUUUGCAAGAAUGGAAGAUGGUAAUAAGACACCUAUGUCUUGUUUUGCUGGACAGAGAGGACCUGAAAUCACUCGAAGCUUACUUGAAGUUGAGGCUACAUUUGAUAAGAAUUUACAAAUAUUACGAGAUGUCAAACAUACAAUCUUGGAUGUUAAAGCAACAACUUGGCAUGAUGAUUAUAACAGGUUCCGUGCUGGUAUCAAAGAUCUGGAAGUAAUGAUACAAAAUGCAAUCUCAUCUGCUUUUGAUACAGUCAAAACAGUAGAACAUGCUAUUGAGAUUAUAGAUGUAUUUAUACAUUUAUCAUCAAGAGAGGCCAUUAAAAGGGCUAUUGACAAAAGAACAGUAGAAUUAUACGGUUUAUUUAGUGAAGAAUUAAACCUUGUCAAGAAAGAACUGAACAAGAAAAAUGCUGACCUAGGUGCUAUGAUGCCAAAGUAUGCUGGACAGUCACAUUGGGCUCGAGCUCUAAAAAGAAGAAUUGACAGGGUUAAUGAGGUAUUGAACAAGGCUUAUUUCUUACCACAAAUUGGUACUGGAGAUGAAACACGAGACAAUUAUACCAAAUUGGCAGUAGCACUUGAUGAGUUCACUAGGAAGACAUUUAAUGAAUGGACUCAAACUGUAGACAAAAACUCCAUUAAUUUACUGGAUAAACCUUUACUGUGUAAAAGUACUGAACGACAGGCAAUGUUAGAUAUGAAUUUUGACAAGAGUCUAUCCAAGUUAUUUAAUGAGAUUUACUACUGGGAAAAGUUAAUGUUUGAGAUACCACAUUAUGUGACUGAAGUUUAUCAAAAAAGAGAAGAUCUGAGGACACUUCGAGAGAAUGUUUUGCUAGUGGUUAGAGACUAUAAUAGAAUUAUUGGUGCAUUGUCAAUAGAAGAGAGAGGAUUGUUCCGAGAGAGAAUACGAUUUCUUGAUAAGAAGAUACACCCUGGCUUAACUAAACUCACAUGGGCUUCAAAGGGCAUAUCAGACUUCUUUAUUGGAGAAUGUAGACUACAUGCAAGCAAGAUACAAUCUAUCGUUGAUGAUUACAAGACAGCUAACUUAACAAUAUCAAGAAACUGCAAACGAAUAAGUGAAAUGUUGCUUAUAAAGAUAGAUGGAAAACGAGUUUAUGACAAUUUAGAAUUUGAAGAGGAACAACAGAGACAUCGCAACAACACACAGAAGAGGUUAGCGGUUAUACAUGAUGAGAUUGUUAGUACCAUGAGACAUACCUAUGAAGUAUUUAGAACUGAUGGACAAGAAGUAAGUACACAAUGGUUCAGAUAUACAGAGAAAAUGGAUCGAAUGGUAGAAGAAGCUUUUAGAUUGAAUGUGAAAUGGUCAUUACAAGAAUUAUCAAGAGCAAUAAAUGGUGAUGGUAAAACAUCGCCAAAUCCACUAUAUAGAGUAAAAGUGGUGUUAGAAGGAGACAAGGUUGAAUUUUCUCCCACAUUGAAAAAGUUAGCUAGCAUUGUUAACAACACAAGUAGCCACCUAACCAUAGCAAUCUCAGCAGUUGCCAGACUUCCAGACUUAUUGACAAGAAGAAGAUCUAAUAAAGAGCCCAUCUAUGUUGUAAUUGAAAAAGACGACGAGACCAAAAAGAUCCAGAAUACUGUGAAUGCUGGUAUGCAGUCAAAUGCAACACAUUUACAAAAUUAUCUCACUACAUGGGACAGUUAUCGUGAGAUCUGGGAGAUUCAAAAAGAUGCAUUUAUUAGACGAUACCAGAGACUUAAUCCACCAGUGUCUUCAUUUGAUGCUGAUAUUGCAAGAUAUACUGAAGUUGCUAACAAUGUUUCAAAAGAAGAAACUGUUUUAAAUAUACAGUUUGUGUUGCUUGACUGUUCACCAUUGAAAUUCUCCUUACUUAGCCAUUGCAAUGAGUGGCAGAGUAAAUUCACAACACUUUUAAGGGAGAUGGCCACACAGAAACUAACAGAACUUCACGAGUUUCUUAAAGACAAUGCUGAAAAACUGAGUAAACCUCCACAGACCCUGGAUGAACUUGGCGAUAGUCUACAACUAUUGGAAAAAUUACAGACAGACUUGAGUACUAUUGAAGCUAGAUUUCCACCACUGCAUGAACAGUUUGCCAUUCUUGAAAAAUAUGAUGUUGGUAUACCAGAAGAGACACAAAAGAUGCUUGAUGAGUUGAGUAAUGAAUGGGUUAGCUUCCAGCAAUGCAUUAUUGACAGUGAUGCUAUGCUCAAAAAAUAUAAAGAGAAAUUCAAAAGUGGACUUAUUGCAUCCGCUGAAGAAUUCAAGAAGAAUGUUCACAAUCUUUAUGAAGAUUUCCAUUCAAAUGGUCCAUUCAGUAGUAGUAUCCCAUGUGAUGAUGCAUUAACACAGAUUUCUGAAGUAAGAUCCAAGUUAAUUGAUUUGAAACAACAAGAAGCUACUCUGAAAAGAGGUCUUGGUAUAUUUAAGAUUGAUCAACCUCUAAACAAGGAAGUUAUAGCAUUGGAUAAAGAUUUAGAUUACAUCGAGCAAAUAUGGCAAUUAACCAAAGAAUGGGAAUGUUUGUGGGAAGAAUGGAAAAUUGGUUUAUUCACUAGUCUGGUGACAACUGAUAUGGAAAUGACAGCUCAAGGAUUAUACAAAAAAUUGAACAAACUUAGCAGAGAACUAAAGGAUAGAAAUUGGGAGAUAGUGGAGACAUCCAAAAGCCGCGUAGAUCAAUUCAAGAGGACCAUGCCAUUAAUAACUGACUUACAUAAUAAUGCUAUGAGAGAAAGACAUUGGGUUCAAGUCAAACAGAUAUCCAGUAAAUCAUUUGACCAUACUUCAGAAGAAUUUACCUUGGAAAAGAUUAUUUCACUGGGUUUAGAUCAAUUUGCUGAAGGCAUUGCUGAUAUAUCUGCAUCUGCCACUAAAGAGUUGGCAAUAGAAUUAGCCAUUAAAUCUAUCAAAGAAACAUGGGAUGAAACUACACUGGAUAUUGGACCUUAUAAAGAUAGAGGGCAUUUCAAACUCAAGAGUACAGAUGAUUUAUUUCAAAUUCUUGAAGACAAUCAAGUGCAAUUAUCUACUAUGAAGGCAUCACGUUUUGUCAAAGCUUUUGAACAAGAUGUUGAUCACUGGGAGAGAACACUGUCACACAUCUUGGAAGUUGUAGAAAUGACAUUAACAGUACAGAGACAGUGGAUGUAUUUAGAGAAUAUAUUCUUGGGUGAAGAUAUUCGUAAACAGCUUCCACGUGAAUCCAAUGAGUUUGAUAGUGUUAAUGGUAAUUGGAAAAUAAUCAUGGGACGCCUCAAUAAAGACAAUAAUGCAUUGAGAGGAACUCACUACCCAGGUUUGUUAGAGACAUUGAAUGAAAUGAAUACAAAAUUAGAAGAGAUUCAGAAAUCCCUUGACAUGUACCUUGAAACCAAACGUCAGAUAUUUCCCAGGUUUUAUUUCCUUUCCAAUGAUGAUUUGUUGGAGAUUCUUGGUCAGUCUAGAAAUCCUGAAGCGGUUCAACCACAUCUUAAGAAAUGUUUUGAUAAUAUCAAGACUUUGAAGAUGCAUAAAAUGGGUAUUACACAGAAGUUUGAAGCAUCUGGUAUGUUUUCAGCUGAUGGUGAAUAUGUAGAAUUUGGGCAUCCUGUUUUACUAGAAGGACCUGUUGAGGCCUGGUUGUGUGAUAUUGAAAGAACUAUGAGAUGGACAUUAAAGGAUAUACUGAAGGCAACUAGGGUUGCUCUGAAAAAGAAUUUAAGUAAAAGAGAUAGAUGGGUUAAAGAAUGGCCAGGACAGAUGUUGAUAACAUCAAGUCAAAUGCAAUGGACAGCUGAUUGUACAAAGGCAUUGGCUACUACAAAAGAAAGAGGUGACCAGAAAGCAUUGAAGAGUAUGAAAAGAAAACAGAUUUCAAUGCUGAACAAAUUCUCUGAUGCAAUUCGCGGCAACCUAACCAGGAUGCAGAGAGCCAAGAUUGUUGCCCUGGUUACAAUUGAGGUACAUGCCAGAGAUGUGAUAGAGAAGCUGAUCAAAACCAAAACCAAUGAUGUGACAGCAUUUGAAUGGUUAAUGCAGCUUAGAGUGUACUGGGAUAAAGAUAUUGAUGAUUGUGUUGUCAGACAAACUAAUACACAGUUCCAAUAUGGUUAUGAAUACUUAGGAAAUUCUGGAAGAUUGGUUAUCACACCACUUACUGACAGAUGUUAUAUGACAUUGACGACUGCCUUGCAUUUACAUCGUGGUGGUUCACCUAAAGGACCUGCUGGUACUGGUAAAACAGAAACAGUUAAAGAUUUGGGUAAAGCCCUUGGGAACUAUGUAAUAGUUGUCAACUGUUCUGAGGGCUUGGAUUACAAGUCUAUGGGACGCAUGUUCAGUGGCUUAGCACAGACUGGUGCUUGGGGUUGUUUUGAUGAGUUCAAUCGUAUCAAUAUUGAAGUAUUAUCAGUGGUUGCUCAGCAAAUCUUAUCAAUCUUAUCAGCAUUGGCUGCUGGAUCAUCUAGAUUUGUAUUUGAAGGAAGAGAGAUUAACCUAGUCUGGUCAUGUGGUAUCUUUAUUACUAUGAAUCCUGGCUAUGCUGGACGUACUGAACUUCCUGAUAAUUUGAAAUCCAUGUUUCGUCCAAUUUCAAUGGUUGUACCUGACUCAGGAUAUAUUGCAGAAAUCAUCCUAUUUGGUGAAGGUUUUAGUAAUACUAAGCUUCUUGCCAAGAAAGUACACACCCUGUACUCACUUGCUGUACAACAGCUAUCUAAACAGGAUCAUUAUGACUUUGGUUUACGAGCCCUCACCUCUGUUUUAAGGUAUGCUGGUGUUAAAAAGAGAAUGUUUCCUCAGAUGCCAGAUGAAGAGAUAUUGUUAUUGGCAAUGAAAGACAUGAAUCUGAAAUCACAAGUGGAAAAAGAGCUGAGAGUGCAUGGAUUACAGUUGACACCAUCUACUGUGCUAAAAGUCAUUCAGUUGUAUGAAACUAAGAGUUCACGUCAUUCAACUAUGAUUGUGGGUCAAACAGGUAGUGGUAAAACGGUGGCAUGGAAGACAUUGCAAGCUGCGAUGACAUCAUUAAAAAAAGACAACUUUGAAGAUUAUCAAGCUGUUAAGGAUUUUCCUAUUAAUCCCAAGUCCUUAUCACUGGGUGAACUGUAUGGUGAAUUUGAUUUGAAUACAAAUGAAUGGACUGAUGGUGUGUUAUCCUGUGUAAUGAGACAGACAUGUGCUGAUGAGAAACCUGAUCAGAAAUGGUUGGUAUUUGAUGGUCCAGUUGAUACUCUGUGGAUUGAGAGCAUGAACUCUGUUAUGGAUGAUAAUAAAGUUUUAACAUUGAUUAAUGGUGAACGUAUUGCUAUGCCAGAACAGGUAUCUUUAUUGUUUGAAGUGGAAGAUUUAGCUGUAGCUUCUCCUGCUACUGUCAGUCGAUGUGGAAUGGUGUAUACUGACUAUGCUGAUUUAAGAUGGCAGCCAUUUGUUAAUUCAUGGCUUGAACAAAGAAAGGAUAAGGCUUCUGCUGAGAUUUUACAGCGAUUGUUUGACAAGUAUUUACCAAAGAUCCUGGAGUUCAAGAGGCAGAAUUGUAGUGAAUUAGUACAAAUACCAGAACUCAAUGGUGUGUCUUCAUUUUGUAAACUCUUUGCUUCACUAGCUACAGAGAAAAAUGGGGUUAGUCCUCAUGAUAGAGACAAUUAUGAGCGCAUGCAUGAGUUAUGGUUCUUAUUCUGCAUGAUAUGGUCUGUAUGUGCAUCAGUUGAUGAAGAUAGCAGAAAAAAGAUAGACAACUAUAUCAGAGAAAUAGAAGGCACAUUCCCUAAUAAAGAUAGUAUUUAUGAAUACUAUGUGGACGUCAAGAAUAAAACAUGGGCUCAUUGGGAAGAUAAACUCAGAGGCGGAUGGAGAUAUCAACCAACAUUACCAUUCUAUAAAAUUAUUGUGCCUACCGUGGAUACUGUACGAUAUGACUUCUUAGUAAAUGCUCUGAUACAAGCUGUCUAUCCAGUUUUACUGGUUGGUCCAGUUGGUACUGGUAAAACAUCUGUAGCACAAGCUGUGCUUGGCAAGUUAGAUGCACAGAAGUACAGUGUAUUGACUAUCAACAUGUCCGCUCAGACUUCAUCUAAUAAUGUACAAGAUAUUAUUGAAAGUAGAGUGGAGAAGAGAACCAAGGGUGUCUAUGUGCCAAUUGGUGGAAAGAAAUUAGUGACAUUUAUGGAUGAUUUCAACAUGCCUGCCAAAGAUACCUUUGGCUCUCAGCCUCCGCUUGAGUUGAUGAAACUGUGGAUGGAUUACGGAUUCUGGUAUGACAGGUUAAAACAAACUGUCAAAUAUGUGCGGGGAAUGCAAUUGGUAGCUUCAAUGGGCCCACCCGGUGGUGGUCGUAUGCAGAUCUCGCCUCGUUUACAAAGCAGAUUCAAUAUUAUCAACAUGACUUUUCCUAGUGAAUCUCAAAUCAAACGCAUAUUUGGUACAAUGAUAAAUCAGAAGCUACAAGACUUUGAGGAGGAUGUGAAACCCAUUGGUGACAUCAUGACCCAAGCCACAAUUGAGAUGUAUCAAACAAUUGUUCAGAGAUUCCUACCCACACCUGCCAAGAUUCACUAUCUCUUUAACAUGAGAGACAUUUCUCGUGUCUUUCAAGGCUUGUUGAGAUCACAGAGAGAUUAUUAUGACACCAAGCAAAGUAUGACCAGGCUUUGGAUUCAUGAAUGUUUUAGGGUAUUUUCUGAUCGUCUGGUUGGUGUUGAUGACAAUGAAUUAUUUGUCUCUAUUCUGAGUGAAAAGCUUGGCUUGCUCUUUGAUCAAACUUUUCAUAACAUCUGUCCCAAUAAACAACCACCAAUAUUUGGUAACUUCAUGUCCCCUGGAGAUGUGCCAAUAUAUGAAGAUUUGCAUAAUUUUAAAGCUCUGAAGGAAUUCAUGGAAAAUUCUUUGGAAGACUACAACACAACACCUGGUGUUAUUUCUAUGGAUCUAGUUCUAUUUAGAGAUGCCAUGGAACAUGUCACUCGCAUCGUACGUGUUAUAGGACAACCACGUGGGAACAUGUUAUUGAUUGGUAUUGGUGGUAGUGGACGUCAAAGUUUGACACGACUUGCAUCAGCCAUCUGUGAAUAUCACACAUUUCAAAUUGAAAUCACAAGACACUACAGAAAGACGGAAUUCAGAGAUGAUUUGAAACUACUAUAUUACCAAGCUGGUGUUGAAAACAAACCAUCGGUGUUUCUAUUCAAUGAUACACAAGUUGUAGAAGAAUCAUUUUUGGAAGACAUAAAUAAUAUCCUAAGUAGCGGUGAAGUGCCUAACUUGUACAAAGCUGAUGAAUUUGAAGAAGUUAGAACUGCUCUGGCAGAAGAAGCUAAAAAAAAUAACAUUCAAGACACACCAGAAGUAAUGUUUGCGUAUUUUAUUGAAAGAGUACGUACUAAUUUGCAUGUUGUACUCUGUAUGAGUCCUGUUGGAGAUCCAUUCAGAAACCGUAUUCGUAUGUAUCCAGCCUUUGUUAACUGUACAACUAUUGAUUGGUUCAGUGAAUGGCCGAAAGAUGCAUUAAUUGAAGUUGCAGAAAAAUAUCUUGAAAAUAUGGAUUUAGGCAGUCCUGAAGAAGUAAGAUCCGUGGCUUCCAUCUUUUGUACCAUACAUCGAUCUGUUGUUGAAAAUUCUUCAAGAAUGUUGCUGGAAUUAAAAAGACAUAACUACGUGACUCCAACUAAUUAUCUAGAACUGGUAUCUGGAUAUAAACAAUUAUUGGCAGAGAAGAGAAAAGAACUUGGAGAUGCUGCAAAUAAACUAAAGAAUGGAUUACAGAAGAUUGAUGAUACCCGUUCCAAAGUAGAAAGCAUGUCAGUGGAAUUGGAAGAAGCCAAGAAAAAGGUUGCUGAAUUUCAGAAACAGUGUGAAGAAUAUUUAGUUGUCAUUGUACAACAGAAACGGGAAGCUGAUGAACAACAAAAAUCUGUACAAGCCCGUAGUGAGAAAAUUGGAGAGGAAGAAGAGAAAUGUAAAGUGAUGGCCGAAGCAGCACAAGAAGAUUUAGCAGAAGCUAUGCCUGCAUUAGAAGAAGCUCUUAAGGCUUUAGAAGCUCUCAACAAGAAAGAUAUUGGAGAAAUUAAAUCCUAUGCCAAACCUCCUCCACUUGUAGAGAAAGUCUUGGAGGCUGUAAUGAUCCUAAGAGGAGGAGAACCCACAUGGCUUGAAGCUAAAAGACAGCUUGGAAAUCCUAAUUUUAUCAAAGAAUUGGUUGAAUUUGACAAAGAGGGAAUGACAGACCGUGUUUUGAGUAAGAUUGGUAAAUACUGUGCUCAGCCAGAUUUCAUGCCUGAUAUUGUUGGUCGUGUGUCCUUAGCUGCUAAGUCACUGUGUAUGUGGGUACGAGCUAUGGAAGUAUAUGGCCGUGUUUAUAGAGUUGUAGAACCAAAGAAGUUAAGACUCAAUAUGGCAUUGAAUACCUUGAAAGAAAAACAAGAUAUUCUUGCUGAUGCUAAAGCUAAACUUGAAGAAGUGACCCGAAAAAUGGAAGAUUUGAAAAGACAAUAUGAUGAGAAAUUAUCAUUGAAAGAAGAAUUAAGAAAGAAAGCAGAAGAUAUGGAAAUCAAAUUAGACCGUGCUGGUAAAUUAGUGUCUGGUCUUGCUGGUGAGAAAGAAAGAUGGGAAGUCAGUGUUGCAGAUCUUGAAGAACAGAUUGGUUUUUUGGUUGGUGAUUGUUUAAUUGGUGCUGCUUCCUUGUCCUACAUGGGACCAUUCCUUUCAAACUAUAGAGAUCAUAUGGUUAAAAAUGUUUGGUUAACUGAGGUUCGCAAACUUGGAGUUCCGUGCAACCCUGAAUUCUCCUUUGCAUAUUUCUUGUCGAAACCAACUGUUGUACGUGAUUGGAACAUUCAAGGUCUACCUACUGAUUCAUUCUCUACUGAAAAUGGUGUAAUUGUGACCAGAGGAAACAGAUGGCCUUUGAUGAUUGAUCCUCAGGGACAAGCUAUAAAGUGGAUUAAAAAUAUGGAAACAAAAAGAGGAUUAAAGAUUAUAGACUUGCAACAACAUGAUUAUCUACGUACAUUAGAAAAUGCUAUUCAGUAUGGUCUACCAGUACUCUUACAGAAUGUACAUGAAGAACUGGAUCCAUCACUCUCACCAGUUUUAAAUAAGUCAAUUAUCAAACGAGGUAAUUCUUAUGUACUACGUCUUGGAGAGAAAGAAAUUGAUUACAGUCCUGAAUUCAAGUUUUACAUUACGACAAAACUCAGCAAUCCACAUUAUACUCCAGAGAUAUCUACAAAGACUACCAUUGUUAACUUUGCGGUCAAAGAGGUCGGUUUAGAGGCCCAGUUAUUGGGUAUAGUAGUACGUAAAGAAAGACCAGAAUUAGAAGAACAAAAAGAUACCCUUGUAAUAAACAUUGCAGCAGGCAAGAAGAAAUUAGUAGAACUGGAAGACGAAAUCCUUAGAUUACUGAAUGAAGCUACUGGUUCACUCUUAGAUGAUGAACAGCUUGUAAAUACUCUACAGACUUCAAAGAGAACAUCAGAAGAAGUGGCUGAACAACUACAAGUCAGUGAACAAACUGAACUCAAAAUAGAUGCUGCUCGUGAGGGAUAUCGUCCAUGUGCUCAACGUGCCUCAAUCCUAUUCUUUGUGUUGAAUGAUAUGGGUCGUAUUGAUCCUAUGUAUCAGUUCUCACUGGAUGCUUAUAUUGAUCUGUUCAACAUGUCUAUUGACAAGAGUCAACGUAGUCCCACUCUAGAGACCAGAAUCACUAAUCUAAAUGAAUUUCACACGUAUGCUGUUUAUAGAUACACAUGUCGUGGAUUGUUUGAAAAGCACAAGUUACUGUUUUCAUUCCAAAUGUGUGCCAAGAUCUUGGAAGCUGCUGGUAAACUCAAUAUGGAUGAAUAUAACUUCUUUCUUCGAGGUGGCAUUGUGCUAGACAAAGAAGAACAAAUGGACAAUCCAUGUCCUGGAUGGUUAGUGGAUAGUGCUUGGGAUAAUAUCACUGAAUUGGACAAACUAGCUAAUUUCCAUGGUUUGGCUGCCUCAUUUGAACAGUAUCCAAGAGACUGGAACAUCUGGUAUACAAGUCCUGAGCCUGAAGUUGCUCAACUUCCAGGUGAAUGGGAUAAUGCAUGUAAUGAACUACAGAGAAUGUUGAUAGUACGAUCCAUCAGAGCUGACAGAGUAUCCUUCUGUGUCAAUGCUUUCAUUGUAAACAACUUGGGUUCCAAGUUUGUGGAACCUCCGGUGUUAGAAAUGAAACAAGUUGUAGAGGAUUCAACUACCAAGACUCCACUCAUAUUUGUACUCUCCACUGGUGUGGAUCCAACUAGUUCAUUGUUACAACUUGCUGAAUCUACUGGUAUGGCACAUCGCUUUCAUGCCUUAUCACUUGGUCAAGGGCCUCCUAUUGCUACUAGAAUGAUC